AUGGGGAACACAUCCAGCGUCGCCGGCCGUGAGUGCUUCAUGGCCGCCGUGGGAGGAAACCCUAGUAUGGCGACCUUUCGGGGAGAUCUGUUAUAUGAAUUUCGAGCCCUCCCAUCCUAUAACCUAGCCAUUCCUGUCCAUCCUGAGGUCAUCACCUAUCCGAACACUGCGGCCCAAGUCGCUGAAAUUGUGCGUUGUGCCGUUAAAGGAAACUACCGGGUGCAAGCUUACAGUGGAGGUCACAGCUAUGGUAACUAUGGUCUAGGAGGAGCCGAUGGUCAUGUCGUCGUCGACCUAAAAUGCUUCCAACAAUUCUCCAUGGAUCCGGAUACCCAUAUUGCCACGAUUGGAGCCGGUACAAAUCUGGGUGAUCUUCAAGACCGUCUUCUGCAUGCAGGUGGUAGAGCUAUGGCACAUGGAUCUUGUCCCCAAGUCGGUGUUGGUGGUCAUUUCACGAUUGGUGGCCUCGGUCUCAUGUCGCGACAAUGGGGAACUGCGUUGGAUCAUGUGCUGGAGGCUGAAGUAGUUCUGGCUAAUUCGAGCAUUGUGACAGCGUCGGACACGCAGAACCAGGACAUUUUCUGGGCUAUCAAAGGUGCGGCCGCCAGCUUUGGCAUCGUCACUCAGUUCAAAGUUCGCACUCAGGAAAUCCCCAAGGGUGCUCUGCAAUACACGUAUACAUUCAGCCAAGGAAACGUACUUGACAAAGUCAAACUCUUCCAAGCCUGGCAGUCUAUCAUUGCAAAGCCUAAUAUUACGCGGAAUUAUUCCACCGAGCUCACAAUAUUCCAGGAUGGCAUCGUGAUUACGGGCAGCUUCUUCGGAACCAGAGAGGAGUUCCAUGAUUUUGAGCUGGAAAACAAUCUCCCAAUCCAAAACAUGGGCAAUAUAGCAUACAUCACGAACUGGCUAGCCUUAGUAGCCCACGCGGCUGAGAAUUACCUGGUCUCGAUCGGCGGAGCCUUACUCACUUCGUUCUACUCCAAGUCAGUAUCGUUCACAGUCGACGAACUGUUCACCGAACACGGCCUGGUCGCCUUAUUCACAUACCUCGACACCGCACCGAAGGGCAGUGAAAACUGGUGGGUUAUUUUCGAUCUGGAAGGUGGUGCAACCAACGAUGUUCCUAUGAAUGCCACGGCGUAUUUUCACCGUGAUGCUGUCAUGUGGAUGCAAUCGUAUGCUGUUGUCGGUUUUGAGCCUCCUGCAUUCAUUGCCAGGAGAUUCCUUGAUCGCUUGCAUCAGGUUGUGAUAGAAAAUCGACCACCCGGUCCUCUGCGUUCCUAUCCGGGAUAUGUUGAUCCUUACCUCAAGGAUGGUCAGAUGGCAUACUGGGGAUCCAAUCUUGGACGGCUCCAAAGUAUCAAGACUCUCAUUGAUCCGAAUGAUGUCUUCCACAAUCCGCAGAGUGUGGCUGUUAAUCCCAUUAUCAAGUCUCACAAUUAG
This is a messenger RNA of Penicillium samsonianum, 1446 nucleotides long. RefSeq names its product FAD-binding oxidoreductase. Gene Ontology annotation, molecular function: FAD binding; oxidoreductase activity. The transcript has 2 exons. The record is from RefSeq and is a predicted model, not a curated record. The coding region runs from base 1 to 1446 and encodes 481 amino acids. NCBI's taxonomy places the organism in Eukaryota, Fungi, Ascomycota, Eurotiomycetes, Eurotiales, Aspergillaceae.